Messenger RNA from Bubalus bubalis (water buffalo), 3984 nucleotides. RefSeq names its product protocadherin-23-like. Gene Ontology annotation, cellular component: plasma membrane. Gene Ontology annotation, molecular function: calcium ion binding. Gene Ontology annotation, biological process: homophilic cell-cell adhesion. Bases 421 to 2523 code for a protein of 700 amino acids. NCBI's taxonomy places the organism in Eukaryota, Metazoa, Chordata, Mammalia, Artiodactyla, Bovidae. The transcript has a single exon. The record is from RefSeq and is a predicted model, not a curated record.
CCCCAGCUUCUCCGUAUGUGCGCGCUUUGAAUAAUUUCAUCCUUUUUGGCAAAGGAAAUAAUGCACCUGACUUUACCAGGGGGAAACAACCAGCCGAGCCGAACAAGGAACAGAUGUCAAAGGAAUAAAAAGAGAGAGAAAAGGAGACGAGACUAGUGUAAAGAGAUCCAGGGGCUCAAAAGGUGGCUGACAGCGGUGGAAGCGGCUCCAGCUCCCCCGGCCUGUCUGCGCGAGCUGCGGGAGAAGGACGUCUUCACCAGUUGCAGAUGUAACCACGGGAACUCCUGCGUCUGUCGGUUUGUUUGCCAAACAAAGUCUUUUCUUCUUUGGCUCAGAUACCGAAGAGGCUCCUGGAUUUUUCUGCCACUCCGCCACAAGCUAGCAGUUACCAGGGAGCCUUCCCAAGGAGCUGGCGGAGACAUGAGCCCUUCAGGGCGGAGGAUGGGUGAAGGGCGUCCAGCCUGGAAGCGCCUCCUGCUCCCUGGAAGCGGAGGGUCACCCCGCGGGCGGCAGGGCGGUGGCGCCGGGGCGCAGCGCGUCCUGCUCGGGCUCUGCGUGCACGCGUGGCUGUGGGCGGCCUCGGGCUCGUCUGCCCAGGUGUUCAACCUCAGCCUUUCCGUGGAUGAGGGCCUUCCUCCGGACACUCUGGUCGGCGACAUCCGUGCGGGGCUGCCGGCCACGCAGCAGCAGCAGGAGAAGGGCGGCUUCUUUCUGUCGGAGGAUUCUGAUGACUCUCCGCUGCUGGAUGACUUCCAAGUGCACCCGGACACAGGCAUUAUCCGCACGGCGCGGCGCCUGGACCGCGAGCAGCGCGACCACUAUAGCUUCGUGGCCGCCACGCUGCUGGGCGCGGUGGUGCAGGUGGAGAUUCAAGUCAACGACGUGAACGACCACUCGCCCCGCUUUCCUCUGGACUCCCUGCAACUCAAUGUCUCCGAGCUCAGCCCACCAGGUACCGCCUUCCGCCUGCCAGGCGCCCGAGACCCGGACGCUGGGCUUUUCAGCAUACAGGGCUACACCCUGGUGCAACCGUCCAACCUGCCUGAGGACCCCGCCGGACCUUUUUUCCAGUUGCGCUACGGGGCCCCGGGGUCGCCACCUUCGCUGCCGUCCUCGUCGCCCCUUGAGCCCCUAGACGUGGUGCUGCUUCGGCGCUUGGACCGAGAGGCGGUGGCGGCACACGAGCUGCAGAUCGAGGCUUGGGACGGCGGUCUCCCGCGGCGCACCGGCCGCCUGCGAGUGGAACUGCGAGUGCUGGAUGAGAACGACAAUCCUCCAGUCUUUGAGGAGAGCGAGUACCGUGCUGCGGUUCGCGAGGACGCUCGGCCCGGCACCGAGGUCUGUCGCGUGCGCGCCACCGACCGUGACCUGGGGCCCAACGGCCACGUACGCUACAGCAUCCGCUCCCGGCAGGCUCCCGGGGCCGGAGGUAGCGGCGGGACGCUGGACGACGCGGCCUACUUCGUGGUGGAGGAGCUGAGCGGGGUGGUGCGGGUGCACAGGCCGCUGGACCGCGAGGCGCAGGCCUGGCACCAGCUGGUGGUGGAGGCCCGUGACGGAGGCGCUGAGCCCGAGGUCGCCACCGUGCGCGUGUCCAUCGCGGUGCUGGACGUGAAUGACAACCCGCCCGCCAUUCAUCUACUCUUCCUCACCGAAGGAGGGGCCGCGAGCGUCUUCGAGGGCGCUCGAGUCGGCGACUAUGUGGCUCGGGUCUCGGUGUCAGACGCGGAAGGUGAUCCAGAGAAGGAAGGGGAAGCCGCCGGGGAGCUCGAUGGAGGCCUCGGAGUCGGGAGCGUCUCUCUGACCUUGGAGGGCGGUGAGGGAGCCUUUGUGCUGCGGUCCGGAGGCUCCCCAGGAGUAUUUUUCCUUUGCGUCGAGGGGCCCCUAGAUAGGGAGAGCCGAGACCUGUAUGAUUUGCGACUGGUGGCCACAGAUGCGGGAUCCCCGCCGCUGAGCACCGAGGAGACGCUGCUGCUCCGGGUUGCUGACCUCAAUGAUCAGCCACCUGUCUUCAGCCAGAAGCAUUACUGGGCCUCGGUGUCUGAGGCCGCGGCUCCUGGCACCAUGGUCUUGUGCGUCAGCGCCUCCGAUGCAGAUGAGCCUGGCACGGACCAUGCCAGGCUGCGCUACGCGCUGCUCCCUCUCCCCGCUCUCUGUAACCCAGAGACUCCGAGGCCCCCCGCUGAGUGCGGACCAUCCUUCAGCAUUGAUCCCGAGAGUGGUGUGAUCAGCACCACCCGGAGCCUGGACCGAGAGGCCCAGGAGGCCAUAGAACUGAGAGUGGUGGCCCACGACCUCGGAGAGGCCCCGCUCUCGGCCACUUGCCUGGUGAGCAUCGCCGUGGACGACGUGAAUGACAACGAGCCCGUUUUCCUGAAACAGGUGUACAACGCCACGCUUCCGGAGCACGCCCCAGUUGGGCACUGCUUUCUGCAGGUGAGCACAUCAGGCCUGCGGAUCAAGGGGAGGCCUGGGAAGGGAUGGAGAAGAUGUAAGUUCAGAAAGGAUUUUUUUUGUGUAUGAUGUGGAUAGUUAUACUCGAGCUCAGAAAGCAGAGGACAUGGGGUCUGGUUCCUGCCCUGCAGGGAGAUGAAUGGGUGCCCUCCCGGCAUCUAGCCCUUCUGCUGGGGCUUGAACUGAAUGGUCACUUAAGAUCUUUUCUGCUUCACAUGAUCUUUGGAUCUUGAUUUUGCCCAUGGAAUUCUGAUUUCCCUCUGUCUGGAUCUGAGCACCCACAUUGGUUUGGAAGGAGCCACCGAUUCUCAGUUUUGCUUCUGAACAGUGUGCAGAUGGCAGUGUCUUGCGUAUUUGAACAUCAUCACGUGCACACUGGGGGAGUAAGGUGGCCCUCACAUGCCAGUUUUUCAAAUAAGCAAGUGUGUGGCCUUAAACACUGAAACUCUUUUGACUAACCAUUUACAGAGACUUAUUACACAUUGUCCUACCUUCUUUGGGAACUUAGAAGAACUAAUUGAGGAUACCAAGUCAUUUUUACCAAUUUUACCAGACCUCCAAUGAUGUCUUCAAGACUGAGGAGGGGCAAGUUUCAAUCAUCCUUUAUAAAAUGGGUGAUAUCCUUUACAAAGGGAUCUCAGAAUGUUGUAAUAUGCACCCUUCUAGCAGUAAUUCUUAUGGCUUCCAAUUUCCUAGUAGUUAUCUGAAGCUAUCUGAUGUGAGAUAACAAACUGGAUUUCCAAGACUGUUUUAUUUACAUCAAGAUGAUCUGAGUGAAUAACUGGAGCCUGAGAGGCUAACUAGUGAUCAAAGCUGUAAAGUGCCAUUUAGCUCUCAGGCUGGGUUGUUUUAAGACCUCUGUAGCUUAUUUCUUGGUUCUUAGGGGGUGAGGCUAAAGCCUUAUAAGUCAUGUCUCAGUAACCUUUAGAUAAUUUAAGAUGCCACUAUAUUUUAAACAUGAGUUACUUGACUGGUUUGCUGUCUUUUUUUAAUCCUUUGUAUCUUAGGUAAGUGGUAUAGAUAAUAAUCUCUACCACUUUCUCUGGCAUGAUUGGCAACUCAUUAGUUGCUAGGUAAUUAAAAGAAGGCUUGAAAAUCAAUUAAUGCUUGCUGCUGAAAGAGAGAGAUCUGUGAAUGCUAAUGGAAGUUUAUUUACAUCUCAAGCAGAGUCUGAUAGGAUGAGGGUUGGCUGGUCCUUCUCCAUCCAAGGUAGGGCCAGGUCUGGGGGUGACUUAGCUUAGGUCCAUCAGUGUCCGGCUGGUCAGAGCUUAGCUAUAUGGUGUACCGCAAAGGUGGCUGAGAAAUGGAGAGGGCCACAAGGCUGCUGGUGGGGACUGGUAGGGUCUGCCACAGAUGUCAAAAACUGAGGUCCUUAGAGUUGAGAGGUUGGACUAGAUAAUUUUUAAGAUUUCUUUCAUCUGAAAGAGCUUAAAGGUCUUGGUACAAAACAGUACAACUUGACUCUAUUUGAAGGAAAAUAAGCAGGGUGUAAUUAAUUAAUUACAAUUAAUUGUAAUUCCUUUGACUAGA